Nannospalax galili (Upper Galilee mountains blind mole rat) is the source of this 970-nucleotide messenger RNA. RefSeq names its product solute carrier family 10 member 5 (gene Slc10a5). The transcript is spliced from 2 exons. Bases 27 to 386 code for a protein of 119 amino acids. The record is from RefSeq and is a predicted model, not a curated record. NCBI's taxonomy places the organism in Eukaryota, Metazoa, Chordata, Mammalia, Rodentia, Spalacidae.
AUAUAUGGUUUAUGUAAGCUUUCAAGAUGUCUGGAAAACUUUUCUUAAUCCUACUUUCGUUGGUGGUGGCUCCGGGAGAAGCAAGGAAGUCAUUUCUCAGCUUCCUGAAUAUAGAAAAUACUGAAAUGCUGUCUUUUGCAAAGACUGAAGAAACUAUCAUUAUAAGGUCAAGUUAUAAAGGUAAAGGGCCUAACACCAGCUACCUCUUUGUGCAAGUAGAAGAUCCAAAAGUGCUGCAGGUGGUGAACGUGACCAAGACCUCACUGGAUGUUGCAGACUUUACCAUCAACCUAAUGACUCACCAAGAAGGAGAGACAAAUUUGACCAUUCAGCUCUGGAAUUCUGAAGGACUUAACCCCAGUAGUCAGCCUGAUGAGGUAAAGUGAAAGUCCAGGAUCAUGAGAAUAACCUCACUCUGCUGCUUCUUUCCAAAAGAGGCAAUAGCCUACAUAUGGGCCUCCUGAGAACCAGGACCAGGUACUAUUUUUUUCUGGAUUCCUAAAGGUGCUCAUUAGAUGUUUGAAAAACUAUUUUAUGAGCAAUAUUGGCAAAGGUCAGGAUCAUAUUCUCUGUAACCAGACUGUAGGUAUUGCUCUGCCAUUCCAGCUCUGCCAUUCCAGCUCUGCCAAUUUACCAGCUGGGUGACACUGAUUAGGUACUUAAUCACUCUGUGUUUAUAUUCCUGUGGGAACUGGAGAUAAUGAUAGUACCUAUUCAUGGUAUUGUUCUGAAGAUUAAAUAAGUUAGUAUGAGCAAGAGCCUUGGAACAAUGCCUUGACCCACAGUAAACUCUAUUAUUAUUAUUAUUAUCAUUAUUAUUAUUAUUAUCAUCAUCAUCCUCAUUGCCACACUAUGCUUAUUUGGUUAAAGUUAUAGUUUUUAGGGUAGUUGAAAACACAUAUGUGAUUUUUCUCCUAUAUGUGUUUCAUGGGAUAGACUUUUGGAUCAUAAAAUUUGAAUGGGGAUUAAG